CUUUUCAAAGUUUUUUUUUUUAAAACAUAAUGGUUAUUAAAGUCGGUAUCAACGGUUUUGGUCGUAUUGGACGUCUCGUCCUACGUGCUUCUUUAAAUCGUUCCGACAUCGAAAUUGUGGGCUUAAAUGACCCUUUUUUGGACCCCUCUUAUAUGGCUUACCUUUUCAAAUACGAUUCAACCCAUGGCCGCUAUAAAGGUCAAAUUGAAGCAAAAGAUGGAAAAUUGAUACUUAACGGUAAGGAAAUUGCCGUCUUCGGAGAAAAAAAUCCGGCCGACAUUAAAUGGUGUGAUGUUGGUGCCGAAUACGUUAUUGAAUCAACUGGUGUUUUCACAACUACCGAAAAAGCUUCAGCUCACUUGAAGGAGGGAGCUAAAAAAGUCAUUAUCUCUGCACCCAGCGCUGAUGCUCCAAUGUUUGUAUGUGGUGUGAAUUUGGAUGCCUACAAACCGGAAUAUAAUGUGAUCUCCAAUGCUUCUUGCACCACCAAUUGUCUAGCACCAAUAGCAAAAGUGCUUAAUGAUAAAUUCGGUAUUAUUGAAGGCCUGAUGACCACAGUUCACUCUACUACCGCCACUCAAAAGACGGUUGACGGACCAUCUGGAAAGGAUUGGAGAGGCGGAAGAGGCGCAAGCCAAAACAUUAUUCCUAGCUCUACAGGUGCAGCAAAAGCCGUCGGAAAGGUUAUUCCAUCCUUGAAUACAAAACUCACUGGCAUGGCUUUUCGAAUUCCUACAGCUGACGUCUCAGUUGUUGAUUUAACUGCUCGUUUAGGAAAAGAAACAAGCUAUGAAGAAAUUAAAAAAGUUAUGAAGGAGGCCUCUGAAACUGAGUUGAAGGGAAUCCUUGCUUAUACCGAAGAUGAUGUCGUUUCUACAGACUUUAUCGGCGACACUCACUCUAGUAUUUUUGAUGCCAAAGCUGGUAUCGCAUUAAAUUCUACGUUUGUCAAAGUCGUCGCGUGGUACGAUAACGAAUACGGUUAUGCCACCCGUUGCGUCGAUUUGAUUGCUCACAUUGCUAAAAUUGAUGGCGCAGCAUAGGCAAUAACAUUUGUAUUUGUAAUUUAUCAAAUUUAUUAUCAAGUGUUUAUUGUAUACGAUAAAAGUUUAAAUAAAAUUAUUUUUGAAUAUUAAACCAAUUUACAAAUAUUUUUUGCUAACGUAAAAUUUAGUAUAAUAUAAA
Molecule: messenger RNA, 1185 nt
Organism: Rhizophagus irregularis DAOM 181602=DAOM 197198
Lineage: Eukaryota; Fungi; Glomeromycota; Glomeromycetes; Glomerales; Glomeraceae
Source: RefSeq, a predicted model, not a curated record